Messenger RNA from Fundulus heteroclitus (mummichog), 2052 nucleotides. RefSeq names its product cadherin-1. Gene Ontology annotation, biological process: calcium-dependent cell-cell adhesion; adherens junction organization; cell-cell junction assembly. Gene Ontology annotation, molecular function: cadherin binding; calcium ion binding. Bases 783 to 1844 code for a protein of 353 amino acids. The transcript is spliced from 8 exons. The record is from RefSeq and is a predicted model, not a curated record. NCBI's taxonomy places the organism in Eukaryota, Metazoa, Chordata, Actinopteri, Cyprinodontiformes, Fundulidae. Gene Ontology annotation, cellular component: cytoplasm; adherens junction; plasma membrane.
ACAGGAAGGAAAAUCUCCAGCAGAAGCAGGCUUAGUAUGAACAGUCAUUUCGACCAACUGAGGUUAGAGAAGACAGAGCAAAGACAGAAAAAAAAAAACGCAGAAAGGAAUCCUUUCUAUAGGGAAAUGGCAGAUGAUUAAUUCUGACUUACAUUUCACAAAGAAAUGAAGAGCUGAAAAAGUUUAGGUGGGAAAGCAAAAAGUCAUAUUUGUUCUUAUUGACUUAUGAAAGGCUAUCUGAUUUUUUUAUAUUAUUAAAAUUAUUCUUUGUAACCCCACAGUAAAGGGAUAUUUUAAAUAUGUCAAUGUUUUUUUUUUUUUUUUUUACAACUGGGCCAGAUGUAAUUCUUUUUGCAGACCAAAAUAUGGUCACCCUUCUCUAGACUAAUCUCAUUAACAAGAGUGAGCACAAAUGUUUGUUUCCUGUGUCUCUUUGGUAUUGUGGAGAUGGAUUGACCUCACCUAGGUGAAAAUGUCUUCUAGGUGUACCCCACCUGUUCUUCUGUAACCUGCAAAACAACAGAUAGUAUCAGAAUCUCUGAGUUUCUGUCUCCUGCGGUGUUCUGUCUAUAUGACCAAAUAAGGAGCAUAAAUCCUGCACAUGUGCAUGCUGAUGUCACAUGGGUCUUACUACCAUUUAGGAUUCCUGCAGGAGCUUGCCCAGAUGGAUUUCCUCCUUCACAGAUGAGAACGAAGGCACCAAUUGCACCUCCAACCAACUCCUUUUUAACAGCAACAACAUAAACUACUUUACAUUACAAUACAUUCUGCACAGAGAACUGAUGGGGACCAUUUGGUUCACAGUAUGGUGUGUUUUAUUCUUCAGUGUUCAGGCGUCACCCGUAUGGCCUGCCAAAGACCCAAAAUGUGCACCAGGAUUUGAGUCCAAAAUAAUUAUUUUCAAAGUGACGGGAAAGUAUCUUAGACAGGGCACAGAACUGGGAAAAGUGAACUUCACUGACUGCACAGAUGGCACAGAUGAGUUUGUUUUCACCAGUGAUGAUGAGGAUUUCAUGGUUCAGACAGAUGGAACAUUAAUGGUUAAAAGAUGUACGGUUCUUCAGAAGGGACAACGAAACUUCAACAUUUACUACUGGGAUUCACUGGGCCAGGAAGCAACAGCCUCUGUUGUACUACAGCACAAUGGGGACCAUGAAGCAGCCCAGAGCCCCCAGAACAACUUUCCUUUAAAGGACUUCACAAAUAAGUUAGAGGAUGCAGCUGAUCCUCAGAUCUCCAUCCCGGAGUUCGCUAUAUCUAGUCAAGGGCUGAAGAGGAGGAAAAGAGAAUGGCUUAUCCCUCUAAAUAUUGUUGAGAAUCACAGAGGACCGUUUCCCCAGUUUAUUGCCCAGAUACGCUCUGAUGAAGCUAAAAUGAAGACGAUGCAAUACAGCAUCACUGGUCCAGGAGCAGAUCAGCCUCCUGUUGGUCUUUUCUCCAUGGACAAGGACAAUGGUAAUCUGUAUGUCACACAGGAACUGGACAGAGAAAAAAGGGACAAGUACCUGCUUCAAGUACAUGCUGUGGCACUGGGAAGUACCGGAGCUGCAGAGGAACCCAUGGAUGUUCCUGUCAAUGUAAUUGACCAAAAUGACAACAAACCAGUUUUUAAUCAGUCUUCUUAUGUGGCAGAAGUUCCCGAGGCCUCACCAACAGCAACGGUGUCCAACCAAAUGUCCUCUCUGGCACAAAUGAAUGUACAAUUCCAAUCUCCACUCCUCGUGUGCAGAUUGUAUAUCCUACAAAGAGUAAUGAAGAACACAGUGGGUAUAGCUGCUAAUGGUGCCAGCAGGCCAGGAAAUCUUGAGGCUUUGGUUGCAGCCAGGCAGGAUGGUCGUCAGUGAAAACUUCUCAGGAAAUCCAUUACAAUCAGUAGUCUGGCAUAGAAUGUUGAAUCAAUAUACAUAUAAAAGUUAAAAUUUGCUUAAAAUUAUCGACUUUGUCACUACUUUACGGAGCUCUGGGAAACAUCUUCACCUCAUGGUGUCAAACCUUAAUUUGAUAUUUUAACUAUGAUUCUUUCUUGGGCUUCUGGGCUCUGUGGGGCAACAG